GACUGAUUACCAUUGUUGGAAAUCGUGUACGUUGGCGCAACAAGUCCAAUUGUGGGUUGGUUGAAUGUGUCUAGCAGCUAACGUGAACGUGAAAGGCGGAUGAUAGCAAACGACGGCGUCAACGAAGUUUACAACAACAAAAGCGACAUUAGCGAAUACAACGAACGACGCUGCGAAGCUAGAAAUAACAAGUGCUUGUGCAGACCAAAGCAAGUCCAAUUAGAUAGCAAUGCCGUUGAAAUUUCUGAAAAAGUGUCGUCAAUACAACGUGACUUCGAAGAGCCUGUUUGUCAUCUCUGUGCAUCAUUUAUUGGUCCGACAAAGGCUGUGCAAAUAGCAGCCGCAAUUUCCAGGGACAACUACAACACAAAACUAUCACGUAGUCAAUGCAUAAAAUUAGCUUCGGACUGGAACAGACCUUUUUAAUACCGCCCACAUCCUCACCAAAACUCGACCACCAAUUUACUCAUUUAGUGCAACAACACUCACUAUAGAGCACAUACUAACAGUAUUUCCAAACUCGAAGAUUAAUAGAAGCAUUCAAGACAUCUGGAUUAUAAAAAUAGAAACAUCGAAGAAAUAGAAAAAUCAUUCGAAAUUCAUCACCUCAAUAAUCAAAUCUAACUAAAAGCGACAUCAACAAUGGCACUCAAUGACCUAGACGUCCGGUGCUGACAUUGUACUUGGCAAAUUUAUUUUGCAAAAU
Molecule: messenger RNA, 706 nt
Organism: Rhagoletis pomonella (apple maggot)
Lineage: Eukaryota; Metazoa; Arthropoda; Insecta; Diptera; Tephritidae
Exons: 2
Coding region: 100-426 (108 amino acids)
Source: RefSeq, a predicted model, not a curated record